AUGCAGCUCGCCCUGGCGGCCAGCUUGAAGAGCGCCAACCAGAUGGAGGUAGAUCAGACGGGCUUCGGCCUCUCUGCCGAUGAAAUGCAAAUCCAGCAGGCGGUCGAACGUUCGCUGUUGGAGAGCGGAGUCGGUUCCGACGCGGUGAGCCUCGUGUCCAACAAUCCCAACCACCGCAAGCGUGAGGGAGGGCUGCCCGUCGGACUCCGUAACGUCGGCAACACCUGCUACUUCAACUCACUGCUGCAGACGUAUUUUUACAUUCCGAGCCUGCGACAAGCCAUUCUGUCGUUCCCAGCUGACGAAGCCGCCAAGAAGACCGACAAGGCUGCCACGGUCGACUUCAUGAAGGAGCUGCAGCGGAUCUUUGCCUACUUCCUGUUCACCAACCAGAAGUGGGUCGACCCUUCGGCGCUUCUCAAGAAGAUCCUGGAUCGCAACGGCACCCCUGUAAAUAUCGGCAACCAAGAGGACGUGAGCGAGUUCAACGAGCUCUUCCUGGAGAGAAUCGCCGAAGGCCUGGACCUCACCUCCAAGCUCACCAACUCCAAGAACAACUCUGAAAUGAUCAAGAACAUGUUCCAAGGCCUGGCUGUAGAGUACCUGAACGCGCACGAAGCCGACGGUUCGCCCAUUGAGACGACCCAGGACGGCGUCGUCGUGGCACAUCUGAUUCUAAUACCGGCCAACUUCUAUGAUCAGAUUUUGCCGGUGGUGGAGGAGGAGAAGGAUCUUUACGAGGCGCUCGACAGCUACAUGGUGGAUGCCGUGAACUACACGACCGAAAAGGGCCACGCGACAGUCGCCGAGCAGUCCAGGUGGUUCAAGAAGCUGCCUCCCGUGCUCAUGCUCCAGCAAAACCGAGUCAAGUUCGACGUGGCGAGCGGCUCGUACCGGAAGCUCAACACGCCGUUGCGCUUCGACCCGGAGGUGUUCAUGGACCGAUAUUUCCUCGAGCAGCGAGAGCAGACGACCCAGGUGAGGAGGGUGGUGACCCAGUGGCGAUCUGACCUGAACGUACUGGACAAGAACAUCAAGGCCAUCACCAACUAUAAGAGUGCGGCGGACUACCUGAGCGAGAAGGAGGGCGACGACGGCCUCGCGGCCUCCAUUCAAUUGCUCAACACCUUCUACAAGCUCGAAACAGACAAGCUCAAACAGCUUCAGGAGGAGGCGCAGGUAUACCGCACCAAGAUUGCGGGAGCCUACGAUCAGUUCCCUCGCAAGGCCUCCUACUCGCUCUUUGCCGUGUGGAUCCACGCCGGUGUGGCCGGCAGCGGGCACUACUGGGCCUACAUCCGUGCCGGCAAGAGGAAGAGGCCUGCCGCCGCUGCCCCUGCUCCUACCGCUGCCCCGGGUCAGACUGAGGAUUCCAAGGCGAAGGACAAGGAGCCCAUGCAAGAGGUCACAGCCGACACCGAGCCUACCGAGGGCGCCGCGGCUACCCAGGAGCUCGAAAUGAUCGACAAGGAGGAAGAGAAGGAGUGGCUCAAGUUCAACGACAUCCUGGUCACCGAGGCCGACGCAGCAACUGUGUUCGCCGACGCGAUCGGUGGGUCUGGCACUGCUACGGGCUAUUUCCUGAUCUACGUGGAGACGGACACCUUGAAGGCCAUCCAGGAGGCCUUCCUGCCCGACGCCGAGACCGAUGGCCAGUACCUCAGCACCAAGACCAUCAAGGAUGAGAUCGAGGCCGACAACGUCAAGUUCCUGGAGACGGUGGAGAAGUUCAACAUGAGUGCGUCGGAGGACAAGGUGACCCAGUUCAAGAACACCUACGAGAACAAGCUGGCCGAAGCCAAGCAGUACACCGAGGACGCCAUCUACACCGCCAACGUGAAGGACCUCAGGAUCAAGAGCUUCUACGCAUUCUUGACCGCCAUCGGCAUGGAGGACAUGGCCAGGAACGAGAUCAUCAAGGACGUCUACGUCCAAACCUUCGAGAAGGGUCUCGAGAAGGACAUGGACUCGAGCUACUACAAGAAGGUGUCCGACCUCAUCGGCGAGGAUAACACCCAGCUCGCCAUCGCCAGCGUCUUUGACAAUGCCGCGGACGUGCUGAGGAAAGAGUUCCAGGACUUCAGGAAGACGGCCCAGCUCUACACGGCCGGACUCAACUUCUUCCUCGAGCGCAGGCACGACCAGGCCAUGAACGCCUUCAAGCUCGCCCUGGUCGCCGACAACCAGGUGGAGCACAUGGAGGUGAAGCGGGCCACCCAGAUCAUGUGCAGCAUCAAGUUCUGCCUUCACAGAAUGGCGGAGGAGGCCAAGCAGAAGCUCGUGACGGGUAACUACGUGGACGCGCUGCCCCUGCUCAACCGGUCCACCCUGUACGCCGUUCAGCUCCUCGACAGGGCCGACCCGUUCUUCGUCCAGCUCAAGAGUGAGAUCACCGGCUGGUACAACAGCCGCGCUUUCCCCAUCACCGACGAAGGCUACAACCGGCUCAACCAGGCGGUGGGCACGCUGCUGGCGCCGGCCUUUGCGGUGAAGCAGUUGGAUCCGACCCCGCUCAGCCUGCCCGACUAUGGCCGCGGCGAGACGGAGAAGUGGGAGGGCGUGGCGCGGCGACAGCACGAGCACCUCACCGCGCUCCAGGAGCAGGCGCCCCACCUGUGGCUCACCCACAUGCCCAUCCCGCCCGAGCGGCCGCCCGCCGCCGCCACCAACCCCGCUGCCGACCCGCAGUCUGGCGCUGCUGCCACGUCGACCUCCACGUCGGCCACGUCAUCGUCAUCAUCAGCAUCCUCGCACGCGUCGCACUACAUCGCCUAG
Molecule: messenger RNA, 2775 nt
Organism: Acanthamoeba castellanii str. Neff
Lineage: Eukaryota; Discosea; Longamoebia; Acanthamoebidae
Product: Ubiquitin carboxylterminal hydrolase
Exons: 17
Coding region: 1-2775 (924 amino acids)
Biological process (GO): protein deubiquitination; regulation of protein stability
Cellular component (GO): cytosol; nucleus
Molecular function (GO): cysteine-type deubiquitinase activity; cysteine-type endopeptidase activity
Source: RefSeq, a predicted model, not a curated record